AUGUCCGAGGCCGAGGCAGUGAUCCGCAACCAGUCCGGCUAUAUCAACCACACGGCCAAGAAGGAUUACGGGCCCUUGGAGUUUACUGGGAAAAUUGCUGGAGGCCUGAGGCUGGACUUGCGUAGGCGGCUGCCGCUCUACGCGAGCGACUGGACGGAUGCGUUCAAGCCGGAGAACUUCCAAAAGUCUUUGUCGUCCAUUCUCUACCUCUUCAUCGCAGCUUUGGCGCCCGCCAUCACCUUCGGAAGCCGCUUCUUGGACGGCACCAAUGGCCAGUUCGGAGUGCUGGAAAUGAUUAUGUCGACAGCCGUCUCUGGCAUGAUCUUCUCCACCUUCGCAGGGCAGCCCUUGUCCAUCCUCGGAGCGACCGGUCCUUUCCUGGCUUACACCCUCGUGGUGUAUGACAUGGCUGUGGGUGCCGAUGUGGAGUUCAUGCCCUUCUACUUCUGGGUUUGCAUGUGGUGUUCGCUCUUCACCAUUUUGGUCGCGGUCUUCGACCUCUGUGCUCUCAUGAAGCAUGUGACCAUGUUCUCGGAAGACAUCUUCGCGGGCCUUAUUUCUUUGAUCUUUAUCAUCGACGGAGUUAGGCCAGAAAGCAAGUGUGAGCGCGUGAGUGGCUGGGUGGCUGCGUUGCUGGCUGGCUGGAUAUCUGUAGGUCAGCAAGUGAAGAACGGCCUAGUUGACACAUCGCCUAUUAUCGAGAACUUCUCGGAGAACAAGAUGAGCCUGACCAGUGCCAUGUUCGAGGCCCUGCUCUUCAUGUACACCUUUGGCUUGGCGACCUACCUGUCCCACUUCCGCCGCACGCCUUGGCUGCUCCGGCCCAUCCGCAACCUCAUGGCCAACUUCGCAGUGACCAUCUCCCUGGUCACGGCCUCGGCCCUGGCAGCGAUCUACUCCAGCGACACGAACCUGAGAAUGCUGAGCGUCGACGCGGACUUCUCCCCGAACCUCGUCUUGUCGGAUGGCAGCAAGCGGCCCUGGGUCGUGAAUCCCAUGGGCAUCGAGCGCGACUUCCCGGCCUGGGCCAUUGCUUACGCGAUACUGCCAGCAAUUGGUUUCGCCGUGCUGGGUUACCUGGACCAGAACCUCACGUCUGUGAUCGUGAACAGGUUUGUCAGGGGAGCUUUGACGCUGCCCGUCUGCGCCGUAUUGGGCCUGCCACUGUCGGUGGCCUCGACGGUACCUAGCAUCACCCACGUGAUCUCGCUGACCACCUAUGAGGUGAAGCAGCUGCCGGAGGGCGAGCGCAAGGUACCGAGCAAGGUCGUGGAGCAGCGUGCGACGAACUUUCUGAUUCACGUGCUUAUUGGCUGUGCGCUCUUCCUGGCGCCGGUGCUGAAGUUCCUGCCCCGGGCCGUGUUGCAGGGCGUGUUCUUCUACAUGGGCAUCGCAAGCUUGACCGGUAACAACCUUUUCGACCGCCUCUUCCUGUGGCUGAUCUGGGACCCGGCCAAGUACCCGCAGUACCACUACAUCCAGAAGCUGCCCAUCCGCCGCGUGCACCUCUACACCAUGGUGCAGGCAGAGUGGCUUUGGAAGAUUGAUUGGGGUUGUGACUAUGGUAGCGUGGUCUGCCUCGGCAUCUUGUACGGUCUCAAAGCCAUCAAGGAGACUUCCGUUGUCUUCCCUUUCUUCAUGGCUUCCCUGGCCAUCAUCCGGAAGGCCAUGCGCUUCCUCUUCACGCAGGAGGAACUGGAGCUGCUGGACAGCCUCCCAGCUGAGGAGGAGGACGGCAAGGGGCUGAGCCCGGAGCAGCCGGACUUGGUCAACCUCGAGAAGUCCAAGGAGAACGAUGAGGGAGAGCCUGCGAAGGUUUUGGCUGAUUUUGGCUCCUUGGAGCUGGCUGGCGGGGCCCUUGCUGCAGCAAUGGGUUCGUGCCUGACAAACCCUUACAUCCAAGCAGCACUGGCCGGAGCGCUGGCGCAGACACUGCCCCGGCUGGUCCUGGCGCUUGGAUCGUGGUGCCCUGAGUGGGCACAACGGUGCCGGGAACAGAAAGUUCAGCUUUGGGAGGCCGUCGCCACAGGCGAACAUCUCCAAAUCUACCCUGUACAGCCCCCGGCCGAGGCAGUGAUCCGCAAUCAGUCCGGCUAUAUCAACCACACGGCCAAGAAGGACUACGGGCCCUUGGAGUUUACUGGGAAAAUUGCUGGAGGCCUGAGGCUGGACUUGCGUAGGCGGCUGCCGCUCUACGCGAGCGACUGGACGGAUGCGUUCAAGCCGGAGAACUUCCAAAAGUCUUUGUCGUCCAUUCUCUACCUCUUCAUCGCAGCUUUGGCGCCCGCCAUUACCUUCGGAAGCCGCUUCUUGGACGGCACCAAUGGCCAGUUCGGAGUGCUGGAAAUGAUUAUGUCGACAGCCGUCUCUGGCAUGAUCUUCUCCACCUUCGCAGGGCAGCCCUUGUCCAUCCUCGGAGCGACCGGUCCUUUCCUGGCUUACACCCUCGUGGUGUAUGACAUGGCUGUGGGUGCCGAUGUGGAGUUCAUGCCCUUCUACUUCUGGGUUUGCAUGUGGUGUUCGCUCUUCACCAUUUUGGUCGCGGUCUUCGACCUCUGUGCUCUCAUGAAGCAUGUGACCAUGUUCUCGGAAGACAUCUUCGCGGGCCUUAUUUCUUUGAUCUUUAUCAUCGACGGAGUUAGGCCUAUUAUCGAGAACUUCUCGGAGAACAAGAUGAGCCUGACCAGUGCCAUGUUCGAGGCCCUGCUCUUCAUGUACACCUUUGGCUUGGCGACCUACCUGUCCCACUUCCGCCGCACGCCUUGGCUGCUCCGGCCCAUCCGCAACCUCAUGGCCAACUUCGCAGUGACCAUCUCCCUGGUCACGGCCUCGGCCCUGGCAGCGAUCUACUCCAGCGACACGAACCUGAGAAUGCUGAGCGUCGACGCGGACUUCUCCCCGAACCUCGUCUUGUCGGAUGGCAGCAAGCGGCCCUGGGUCGUGAAUCCCAUGGGCAUCGAGCGCGACUUCCCGGCCUGGGCCAUUGCUUACGCGAUACUGCCAGCAAUUGGUUUCGCCGUGCUGGGUUACCUGGACCAGAACCUCACGUCUGUGAUCGUGAACAGGUUUGUCAGGGGAGCUUUGACGCUGCCCGUCUGCGCCGUAUUGGGCCUGCCUCUGUCGGUGGCCUCGACGGUACCUAGCAUCACCCACGUGAUCUCGCUGACCACCUAUGAGGUGAAGCAGCUGCCGGAGGGCGAGCGCAAGGUACCGAGCAAGGUCGUGGAGCAGCGUGCGACGAACUUUCUGAUUCACGUGCUUAUUGGCUGUGCGCUCUUCCUGGCGCCGGUGCUGAAGUUCCUGCCCCGGGCCGUGUUGCAGGGCGUGUUCUUCUACAUGGGCAUCGCAAGCUUGACCGGCAACAACCUUUUCGACCGCCUCUUCCUGUGGCUGAUCUGGGACCCGGCCAAGUACCCGCAGUACCACUACAUCCAGAAGCUGCCCAUCCGCCGCGUGCACCUCUACACCAUGGUGCAGGUGGUCUGCCUCGGCAUCUUGUACGGUCUCAAAGCCAUCAAGGAGACUUCCGUUGUCUUCCCUUUCUUCAUGGCUUCCCUGGCCAUCAUCCGGAAGGCCAUGCGCUUCCUCUUCACGCAGGAGGAACUGGAGCUGCUGGACAGCCUCCCAGCUGAGGAGGAGGACGGCAAGGGGCUGAGCCCGGAGCAGCCGGACUUGGUCAACCUCGAGAAGUCCAAGGAGAACGAUGAGGGAGAGCCUGCGAAGGCCGAGGCAGUGAUCCGCAAUCAGUCCGGCUAUAUCAACCACACGGCCAAGAAGGACUACGGGCCCUUGGAGUUUACUGGGAAAAUUGCUGGAGGCCUGAGGCUGGACUUGCGUAGGCGGCUGCCGCUCUACGCGAGCGACUGGACGGAUGCGUUCAAGCCGGAGAACUUCCAAAAGUCUUUGUCGUCCAUUCUCUACCUCUUCAUCGCAGCUUUGGCGCCCGCCAUUACCUUCGGAAGCCGCUUCUUGGACGGCACCAAUGGCCAGUUCGGAGUGCUGGAAAUGAUUAUGUCGACAGCCGUCUCUGGCAUGAUCUUCUCCACCUUCGCAGGGCAGCCCUUGUCCAUCCUCGGAGCGACCGGUCCUUUCCUGGCUUACACCCUCGUGGUGUAUGACAUGGCUGUGGGUGCCGAUGUGGAGUUCAUGCCCUUCUACUUCUGGGUUUGCAUGUGGUGUUCGCUCUUCACCAUUUUGGUCGCGGUCUUCGACCUCUGUGCUCUCAUGAAGCAUGUGACCAUGUUCUCGGAAGACAUCUUCGCGGGCCUUAUUUCUUUGAUCUUUAUCAUCGACGGAGUUAGGCCUAUUAUCGAGAACUUCUCGGAGAACAAGAUGAGCCUGACCAGUGCCAUGUUCGAGGCCCUGCUCUUCAUGUACACCUUUGGCUUGGCGACCUACCUGUCCCACUUCCGCCGCACGCCUUGGCUGCUCCGGCCCAUCCGCAACCUCAUGGCCAACUUCGCAGUGACCAUCUCCCUGGUCACGGCCUCGGCCCUGGCAGCGAUCUACUCCAGCGACACGAACCUGAGAAUGCUGAGCGUCGACGCGGACUUCUCCCCGAACCUCGUCUUGUCGGAUGGCAGCAAGCGGCCCUGGGUCGUGAAUCCCAUGGGCAUCGAGCGCGACUUCCCGGCCUGGGCCAUUGCUUACGCGAUACUGCCAGCAAUUGGUUUCGCCGUGCUGGGUUACCUGGACCAGAACCUCACGUCUGUGAUCGUGAACAGGCCUUCCAACAACCUGCAGAAGGGGCCAGGCUAUCAUCUGGAUCUGUUUGUCAGGGGAGCUUUGACGCUGCCCGUCUGCGCCGUAUUGGGCCUGCCACUGUCGGUGGCCUCGACGGUACCUAGCAUCACCCACGUGAUCUCGCUGACCACCUAUGAGGUGAAGCAGCUGCCGGAGGGCGAGCGCAAGGUACCGAGCAAGGUCGUGGAGCAGCGUGCGACGAACUUUCUGAUUCACGUGCUUAUUGGCUGUGCGCUCUUCCUGGCGCCGGUGCUGAAGUUCCUGCCCCGGGCCGUGUUGCAGGGCGUGUUCUUCUACAUGGGCAUCGCAAGCUUGACCGGCAACAACCUUUUCGACCGCCUCUUCUUGUGGCUGAUCUGGGACCCGGCCAAGUACCCGCAGUACCACUACAUCCAGAAGCUGCCCAUCCGCCGCGUGCACCUCUACACCAUGGUGCAGGUGGUCUGCCUCGGCAUCUUGUACGGUCUCAAAGCCAUCAAGGAGACUUCCGUUGUCUUCCCUUUCUUCAUGGCUUCCCUGGCCAUCAUCCGGAAGGCCAUGCGCUUCCUCUUCACGCAGGAGGAACUGGAGCUGCUGGACAGCCUCCCAGCUGAGGAGGAGGACGGCAAGGGGCUGAGCCCGGAGCAGCCGGACUUGGUCAACCUCGAGAAGUCCAAGGAGAACGAUGAGGGAGAGCCUGCGAAGGUUUUGGCUGAUUUUGGCUCCUUGGAGCUGGCUGGCGGGGCCCUUGCUGCAGCAAUGGGUUCGUGCCUGACAAACCCUUACAUCCAAGCAGCACUGGCCGGAGCGCUGGCGCAGACACUGCCCCGGCUGGUCCUGGCGCUUGGAUCGUGGUGCCCUGAGUGGGCACAACGGUGCCGGGAACAGAAAGUUCAGCUUUGGGAGGCCGUCGCCACAGGCGAACAUCUCCAAAUCUACCCUGUACAGCCCCCGGCCGAGGCAGUGAUCCGCAAUCAGUCCGGCUAUAUCAACCACACGGCCAAGAAGGACUACGGGCCCUUGGAGUUUACUGGGAAAAUUGCUGGAGGCCUGAGGCUGGACUUGCGUAGGCGGCUGCCGCUCUACGCGAGCGACUGGACGGAUGCGUUCAAGCCGGAGAACUUCCAAAAGUCUUUGUCGUCCAUUCUCUACCUCUUCAUCGCAGCUUUGGCGCCCGCCAUUACCUUCGGAAGCCGCUUCUUGGACGGCACCAAUGGCCAGUUCGGAGUGCUGGAAAUGAUUAUGUCGACAGCCGUCUCUGGCAUGAUCUUCUCCACCUUCGCAGGGCAGCCCUUGUCCAUCCUCGGAGCGACCGGUCCUUUCCUGGCUUACACCCUCGUGGUGUAUGACAUGGCUGUGGGUGCCGAUGUGGAGUUCAUGCCCUUCUACUUCUGGGUUUGCAUGUGGUGUUCGCUCUUCACCAUUUUGGUCGCGGUCUUCGACCUCUGUGCUCUCAUGAAGCAUGUGACCAUGUUCUCGGAAGACAUCUUCGCGGGCCUUAUUUCUUUGAUCUUUAUCAUCGACGGAGUUAGGCCUAUUAUCGAGAACUUCUCGGAGAACAAGAUGAGCCUGACCAGUGCCAUGUUCGAGGCCCUGCUCUUCAUGUACACCUUUGGCUUGGCGACCUACCUGUCCCACUUCCGCCGCACGCCUUGGCUGCUCCGGCCCAUCCGCAACCUCAUGGCCAACUUCGCAGUGACCAUCUCCCUGGUCACGGCCUCGGCCCUGGCAGCGAUCUACUCCAGCGACACGAACCUGAGAAUGCUGAGCGUCGACGCGGACUUCUCCCCGAACCUCGUCUUGUCGGAUGGCAGCAAGCGGCCCUGGGUCGUGAAUCCCAUGGGCAUCGAGCGCGACUUCCCGGCCUGGGCCAUUGCUUACGCGAUACUGCCAGCAAUUGGUUUCGCCGUGCUGGGUUACCUGGACCAGAACCUCACGUCUGUGAUCGUGAACAGGUUUGUCAGGGGAGCUUUGACGCUGCCCGUCUGCGCCGUAUUGGGCCUGCCACUGUCGGUGGCCUCGACGGUACCUAGCAUCACCCACGUGAUCUCGCUGACCACCUAUGAGGUGAAGCAGCUGCCGGAGGGCGAGCGCAAGGUACCGAGCAAGGUCGUGGAGCAGCGUGCGACGAACUUUCUGAUUCACGUGCUUAUUGGCUGUGCGCUCUUCCUGGCGCCGGUGCUGAAGUUCCUGCCCCGGGCCGUGUUGCAGGGCGUGUUCUUCUACAUGGGCAUCGCAAGCUUGACCGGCAACAACCUUUUCGACCGCCUCUUCUUGUGGCUGAUCUGGGACCCGGCCAAGUACCCGCAGUACCACUACAUCCAGAAGCUGCCCAUCCGCCGCGUGCACCUCUACACCAUGGUGCAGGUGGUUUGCCUGGGAAUCUUGUAUGGCCUCAAAGCCAUCAAGGAGACUUCCGUUGUCUUCCCUUUCUUCAUGGCUUCCCUGGCCAUCAUCCGGAAGGCCAUGCGCUUCCUCUUCACGCAGGAAGAACUGCAGCUGCUGGACAGCCUCCCAGCUGAGGAGGAGGACGGCGAGGGACUGAGCGCAGAGCAGCCUGACUUGGUCAACCUCGAGAAGCCCAAGGCGGAGAACGACGAGGGAGAGCCCGCGAACUCCAAGAUGACGGGGGUUUAA
This is a messenger RNA of Symbiodinium natans, 7359 nucleotides long. Lineage: Eukaryota; Dinophyceae; Suessiales; Symbiodiniaceae. The record is from the annotation of a GenBank genome assembly.